Ogataea philodendri is the source of this 1104-nucleotide messenger RNA. RefSeq lists its product as uncharacterized. The transcript has a single exon. The record is from RefSeq and is a predicted model, not a curated record. Gene Ontology annotation, biological process: protein dephosphorylation. Bases 1 to 1104 code for a protein of 367 amino acids. Lineage: Eukaryota; Fungi; Ascomycota; Pichiomycetes; Pichiales; Pichiaceae. Gene Ontology annotation, molecular function: cation binding; protein serine/threonine phosphatase activity.
AUGGGUCAAUUGCUCUCGCAACCGAUAACCGAGAAGAACAUCACGCUCGUUCAGCAUGAUCAUAUCUCUCACUCUAUUGGAGAAAUGCAAGGUUACCGACUCACAAUGGAAGACGCUUAUUGCGACAUGAACGAAACUAUACAUCUACAAAACAAAGAGCAUGAUAUUGUCAAGGACUCGCAUGAGGUUGGGAACGAAAACGGAUCCCUAAAAAUCAACAUCUAUGGGGUGUUUGAUGGACACGGCGGUUCUGGUGCUUCGAAGUUCGUGAGUCAAGCUCUUCCCACAAUCUUGCGCGAGGAGCUCGUUAGAGAAAUCAACGAGCUAUCACCUGAAUCAAAAGAGGAUUUGAUCAGUUGUAAAGACGUUUUAAACCACAUUAAUUUUCCGAAACUGCUAAAGUCAUCUUACAUGAAGUGCGACUCUAUGUUCUAUCAUAGACAAGAUAAUAAUAGUGGAACAACAGCAGUGGUGCUGCUUAUAUUCUGUGGAUAUGUCUUUGUGGCAAAUUGUGGAGACUCGCGAUGUAUUCUCAGUCAGAACGGUUCUACAAAGCUUUUAUCUUUCGAUCACAAGCCUAGAAAUUUAGGAGAGCUCAUGAGGAUUCAUAAUGGAGGUGGUUAUGUUUCAGCUAACAGGGUGAAUUCGAUUCUGGCAUUGAGUAGGGCUCUAGGCGACUUCACGUUCAAGAUGCAUAGUGAUAAUGAUUUCCCAAGACGGCUACUAAAAUCACAUUCGAAUCAUAAGGUUUCACCACCUGAAGAGUUUCAAGUUACAGCAGAGCCUGAUAUCAUCGUUCAUAAAAGUAGUCCCAUGGAUGAAUUUUUGGUUGUUGCCUGUGAUGGAAUUUGGGAUUGUUACAAGUCUCACGAGCUGAUCCAUUUGAUUAGACAUCAGCUUUCUUUAGGCAAAAAGUUACCUGAAAUCAACGAAAUUAUUUUGGACAAUUGUAUCAAAAUGGCCAAUACGAUAACUGGAAUUGGGUUUGAUAAUAUGACCUUGAUUAUUAUCGCCCUGCAUCAAGAUCAUAACGAUUUGAACGCAUGGUACAAUCACAUGAAAUACAGAAUCCUUGACGAGAGAUUUGGUACGCUAGGACACUGA